AUGGCGCCCACCGCCGACACCCCGUGCGGCGCCGGCGACCCCGAUCCGCUCGGCGUGGAAUCUCUCAUCGUCGUGCCGCCGCCGGAUCCCAACAUGAGUCGCGGAACCUCCUCUCGGCGACCCCUCUGGUCACGGCGAGGGUUUGACAUUUCGCCCGUGCCGUCACCUCUUAUCCGAUCCAAACAAGGGGAGAGGUACCGCGACCAUCAGCACCACCGCGCCCCUGAUGAGAACAUCCGCAGUCCGCGCUUCUACUCGCCGCUCAGGCGAUCGAAGUCAGUGCCGUUUCCCAAGCGGUCCCGGUUGGAAGACGGUCGCAAAGGAUCUUCAAGCGGCGGGCACUGUUAUAAUGAUGAAGAGGGAAGUGGAAGCAGAGGCAGAUAUGAUGAUGGUCAGCACACCCAAGCUACUUCUGUGGAGAUGAACAAUAUACACAGAGGAACUCAAGCCCAAACGACAAUGGCAAAAGAAGCCUACCGCUCUGAGGAUGAGCAAUAUAUACAGAGUGGUUCACAUGAUGAUGAUCAGGGUGGGACCUCAGGUAUAACUUCACAGUUAGACUUAGAUUGCCGUGGUUCAACAUCUGGUUGCUAUGAUGAUUCAAGAAUUGUUGGAAGGUCAGGAGUUGUUGGAAGGGAAUCCAGCUUCACAGAAAAGGAAGAUUUUGCAUAUGAUGCAUUGGUAGAUGAUUUUAUGUCUGCUGUAUCGAAAAGUUGGUACAAUCCUGUUCCUAAUAAAACAGUGGAUAAAGAAGCUCGCCAAAAGCAAACGAAUCGAUUUUCUGAACUGGCUCUUAAGCGUUACAACAAAAACAGAAACAAUAAGGUUAAAUAUGCUCUUGUUGAGGCAACAGUUGGUGGUGCGAUUUUUGAAGACUCUGAACUUUAUGCCCAUGUGAAUUUUUAUGCCAAGGCCAAGAAUGGACCAAAGAAGAAUAGUGGCAAAGUGCUUGUAUUCGCAGAGUUGCAUCAUAUUGGCAGGCGUCAAAAUGCUAAGGUUCUUACAUGCUUUUGCUUUCUGGAUGAAAACAACCAAUUCGGUGGGCGUCGCGAUCAAGUUCAAAGACCCAUUAUUGCUCAAGAUAUACAUCACUGUUAUGCCUGUAGUGAUAGAAUUAAGCAUCCUGAUGGAUCAUGCUACAAGGCUGGACAUGUUGUUGAUAUGCUGUGCUAUCAUUAUAACUAG
Messenger RNA from Miscanthus lutarioriparius, 1185 nucleotides. Lineage: Eukaryota; Viridiplantae; Streptophyta; Magnoliopsida; Poales; Poaceae. The record is from the annotation of a GenBank genome assembly.